CAGCGAUGUACGGCGGUAUAUGCAUCUGCGUGCUCCUCGCUGUGCUCUCGGCAAGCUCGUUCGGACAGCAAACUGUGGGCUCACGCCAUGGGAAUCCGCUGGCUGCUGAGCUCGAGCAGAGCUUGACAGAACAUCGCCGGCACGCCCGGGCCCCUUCGUCUGCCGGACCACUGAAAUCAGCGCCACGGCUGGAUGGGAGCACGGACCAGAGAGCCAACCUUGGUGCUUUGUUGGCCAAGUAUCUCCAGCAAGCCAGGAGAGGUCCCACUGGAAGGCUCUCAGUGAUGGGAAACAGGGUACAGAGCAUCGACCCUACGCACAGGAUAAAUGACAGAGACUACAUGGGCUGGAUGGAUUUUGGACGCCGCAGUGCUGAAGAAUAUGAGUAUCCCUCCUAAAGAAGAGCAAGCUAUAGCAACCAGAAAAAAAAAAAAAAAAAAAAACACUCUCCCAUGUCUGUACAGAAAAAUUAAUUAGUUGUCCUCUUCAAAUCAGUGUUUUAAAAUAUCUCAUGUAUUUGAUGUAAAUUUGUCUGUAAGACUAUACAAUGCAAUAUAUACAUAUGCAGAAUUUUCCAGAAAAUGUUUUCUUUCUUUUGUGGUUUCUCAUACACUGAUAUUAUAUUAAAAUAAUUUC
This is a messenger RNA of Pterocles gutturalis (yellow-throated sandgrouse), 636 nucleotides long. It is a transcript of the gene CCK, whose product is annotated as cholecystokinin. Gene Ontology annotation, molecular function: neuropeptide hormone activity. The coding region runs from base 6 to 398 and encodes 130 amino acids. The record is from RefSeq and is a predicted model, not a curated record. Gene Ontology annotation, biological process: digestion. The transcript is spliced from 2 exons. Gene Ontology annotation, cellular component: extracellular region; axon. Lineage: Eukaryota; Metazoa; Chordata; Aves; Pterocliformes; Pteroclidae.